AGCGUGUAACAACUGCGGAAGUAAGCCGAGCCGUGCGAGCGUCCACAACUCCUAGAGGACUGCUCUUAUCAUUAUUACUUGUCUAUUUCGGAUAAACCUCAGUCAGAAUGUCAGGUUUCGACAGCAACCCGUUUGAAAACCCAGUAGACGUCAACCCUUUUCAGGAUCCUUCUGUCACACAGGUGACGCAUUCAGGAGGGGAUCCAAUGCAGCAAUACCAGCCUUUCUCUCCUGGUGAUGCUGGACCUCUGACAGGCACCACUAUCCCGGCCUCUACUGUCCCGUCCCAGCCAGCCGUGCUACAGCCCUCAGUGGAGCCGAGCCCUCAGGUAGCCGCAGCUGCAGGGCAGGCCAAUCUGCUGAGACAGCAAGAAGAGCUGGAAAGGAAAGCAGCUGAGCUCGAGCGCAGAGAACAGGAGCUGCAGAGCAGAGAGCGAGUUACAGGCAAAGAGAACAACUGGCCUCCGUUGCCUAAAGUAUUUCCCAUAAAGCCAUGUUUCUAUCAGGACUUCUCAGAGGAAAUUCCCGAACAGCACAGGCGCCUCUGCAAAAUGCUGUAUUACCUGUGGAUGUUGUAUUCCGUGACAUUGUUUUUAAACGUGCUGGCAUGCCUGGCGUACUUCACGGCUAAAGCUGAUUAUGGAGUGGAUUUUGGCCUCUCCAUUCUGUGGUUCAUCCUCUUCACUCCCUGCUCUUUUAUCUGCUGGUUCCGUCCCGUCUACAAGGCUUUCAAGUCCGACAGUUCCUUCAAUUUCUUUUCCUUCUUCUUUGUCUUCUUUGCCCAAAUUGCAGUGAUCAUUAUUCAGUGUGUCGGUAUACCACGAUGGGGCAACAGCGGUUGGAUUUCAGCUCUCACCGAGAUCGGAGGCCAUCUUGCCGUGAGCGCCGUGAUGAUGGUGGUUGCAGUUUUCUUCACCGUGUGCGCUGUGCUGUCGGUCAUCCUCCUUAAAAUGGUUCACUCUCAUUACCGGCGCACGGGUGCAAGCUUUCAGAAAGCGCAGCAAGAGUUCUCACAGGGCGUCCUCACCAAUCGCACGUUCCAGACCGCAGCAGCAAGCGCAGCCGCCUCGGCAGCCCAGGGUUCCUUUCAGAGGAACUAAAUUAAGCAGAAAACAGCCAAAUCCCCUCAGCCACCCGAGAGCCACGGUGCCAUAGAGUACACCGGCGCAGGCUGUGCAGCUCCCCCGUAAUGCUUUGUCCUUUGGACUGCAGAGAAAAUACUUCACAAAGUUCUGUGUAAAGCUGAGGGGAUGAAGGUACAGCACUCAGUAACGUGUCUGUAUAUUUGUAUGUAUGCUUUCAAUUUGAAUGUGUAUUGUGAUUUAUAUAUAUAUAUUUAGUUUUUUGUUUUUGCUGGAGACUAAAUUAAGGGUUAGUCAUGUCGGUGAAGGUACAACAGAAUCAGUGUGUCCGUAUCACAGAAUAACAACGAACAAAAACGUUUUUUUUUUCUUCUUCAUUAAAAUACAGUAAUGAUUGCAGCAUCAUUUAGAAACACAUCCAAACAGUUCCUAGCAAUUUCAGCCUUAUGGUGUUGAUUAAUUUACCACAUUCUGUGCUAUUAAAGUGCCAUUCAUUUCUGGAAGGCCAAA
Clarias gariepinus (North African catfish) is the source of this 1592-nucleotide messenger RNA. It is a transcript of the gene scamp2, whose product is annotated as secretory carrier membrane protein 2. Gene Ontology annotation, biological process: protein transport. Lineage: Eukaryota; Metazoa; Chordata; Actinopteri; Siluriformes; Clariidae. Gene Ontology annotation, cellular component: recycling endosome membrane; trans-Golgi network membrane. The transcript has 9 exons. Bases 108 to 1100 code for a protein of 330 amino acids. The record is from RefSeq and is a predicted model, not a curated record.